GUUCUAAACGCGUGAGCUUCGCAGGGGGACGUGGGGGUAAUCAGAUCCUCAGUGGCAGGCUGAUUUUUUUUCUGCCCACUUUAGCCUCCCGUGGACUUUUCUUUUUUUCCGUGCAGCCGCUUUGACAGCGUUUGGUUACUCGUCUCCAUAAGUGCGUGUCAGCCUGAUGCAUAUCUGUGCUGUCAGCCGGGGGAAAGGUGGAUCCUCCAGACAAGCCAACACCUCUUAUCCUCGUCCUGUCAUGCGUGUAGCACAGCAGCUCCAUCAAGCUCCAUCUCUCUGACUGCUGCUGCUGCUGCUGCUGCUGCUGCUGCUGCUGCUGACAACACUCCCGCCCCGCCUCGCCUCUCCGCAGAUGAACUUGUGCGUCCUGGAAAGCGCGCCGACAGAAUGAAUGGUUACGGGUCUCCAUACCUGUACAUGGGGGCUCCGGUGUCCCAGCCCCGGGCCCCGCUCCAGAGGACCCCCAAGUGCGCACGGUGCCGGAACCACGGCGUGCUGUCGUGGCUCAAAGGCCACAAACGCUACUGUCGCUUCAAGGACUGCACCUGCGAGAAAUGCAUCCUCAUCAUCGAGCGGCAGCGCGUCAUGGCGGCGCAGGUGGCGCUCCGCAGGCAGCAGGCCAACGAGAGCCUAGAGAGCCUCAUCCCGGAGUCCCUCAGAGUGCUUCCCGGCAUUGGCCUGCCCGGGGCCGGCGAGGGGAACCAGGCGGCCCCGGCCAGGACGGAGGAGCUGGAGCUGAGGUGGAGCAGCUCGGAGCCGGUGCAGGCCGAAGGGCAGCCGUGUUCAGCACCGACAGAAGAAGGUCCAGACGAGGUUUCUGGGGGUGAGAACGGAGGCAGCUCCAGUGAGAAGGAGCAGGACCCGGUCAGCUCUCCGGAGGGCUCCAAGCCCAACUCCUGCUACACCCCGGAGCCUCCAGAAACCCCCUCCCACCCGGAGGAGAGCCGCUACAGCCUCCCCAAGUCCGGCAGCGCCGAGAAGGAGGCCAAAGCCGAGAGUCCCCAGAAGUACCCGGUCAGCCCCGGGGAGCAGAGCGUCCUGAUCGAGGGUCUCGCCGGAUCCAUCAACCUGCCCUUCAGCCUCCGAGCCAACCGGCCGCCGCUGGAGGUCCUCAAGAAGAUCUUCCCCGCCCACAAGCCCCCCGUGCUGGAGCUCAUCCUGCGGGGCUGUGGGGGGGACCUGGUGGGGGCCAUUGAGGUUCUGCUGUCCAGCCGGAACCCCGACGGGAGCGCGCACCCUCACGGCGACCCGCACCAGGACGCGCUGGUGCUGCCUUCAAACGGACACCUGUUCGAGCACACGCUGGGCUCUUACCACCCGGUGUCCUCCUCCGCCAAGUGGUCGGUGGGUUCUGCUUUCCGGGUCCCCGAUUCCCUCCGGUUCACGUCCGAGUCCGCCUCGGGCGUGGUGUCCACCGGAGCUCUGGGUGUCCCCCUGCAGCACCCGUCCUUCCCGCAGCCCACGCGCUACCCGCUCAUGCUGCGCAACUCCCUGACGCGCAGCCAGGCCAGCCCGUUCGUGCACAACGACGUGACUCUGUGGAAUACGAUGGCUCUGCAGCAGCAGUACCAGCUCCGCUCGGCGGCUCAGUACGUGUCUCCGUUCUCCCCCGCGGCCCCAGGGGGGACCGGGGCUUCCGUGUUCCGUAGCUCGCCCAUCCUCCCGUCCAGACCCUCCGAGGAGCAGCGCAUCAGCAUCCAGGAGGAGAGCUGCUCGCUGGGGCCCAAACCCGGCCUCUACUCCCCGGAUGAGGAGUACGAAGAGCGCUCUGACUCCGCAGACUCCCGCAUCCUGAACUCAUCCACCUGAACCAGACGCUGCUGGACUUUUACACAACCAAAAACGUAUUAUUGUGAACGGACGUCAGUGUGCGCGUUUCUUUGUGUGUUUUGUUUGAUUUGAACCGUGUGAAGCAAUCAGCCUUUGAUCAGGUGGUGGUAACCAUGGUAACCAUCGCCCCCAUGCUUCCAGAUGUCACUGGACUUGACCAAAACGGAUGAAUGUAACAGACUCUUAUUUUGAAAGUGCUCCAGCUGUUUCAUGUAAGCAUGUUUAGUACUGUGAAAAGCUCUGUAAGGAUCACCGCUGCAUGUCGAGUAUGCCAAAUAAAUCUGUCCAAAUGGA
This is a messenger RNA of Amphiprion ocellaris (clown anemonefish), 2127 nucleotides long. RefSeq names its product doublesex and mab-3 related transcription factor 3a (gene dmrt3a). Gene Ontology annotation, cellular component: nucleus. The transcript has 2 exons. Gene Ontology annotation, molecular function: RNA polymerase II cis-regulatory region sequence-specific DNA binding; protein binding; DNA-binding transcription factor activity, RNA polymerase II-specific. Gene Ontology annotation, biological process: regulation of transcription by RNA polymerase II; male sex differentiation. The coding region runs from base 391 to 1812 and encodes 473 amino acids. NCBI's taxonomy places the organism in Eukaryota, Metazoa, Chordata, Actinopteri, Pomacentridae. The record is from RefSeq and is a predicted model, not a curated record.